CAGUCGCUCCUUGUGUACCUCACACACUCUCAGCCUCUGCGCAUCAUUUAAGGGGAGACCCGCUGCCGCUUCGCUUCGGUCAGACUCGCCGCCUGGCUGCUUCAGUGUAACAACACAGCGCGCUUCAACGUUACUCCACCGCUUCUUUUUUUUUCUUUUCUUUUCUUUUCUUUCUUUCUUUUUUUUUUUUAAGCCUCCACCCUUUCAUUUUUUAAAUUCUUAUUCUAUUUCUGCAUCCGAAGCCCGUCACUCAACUUAAACCGCCGCCGUAUGGGAAAAUACGGGACUGCCAGGCGCAUUUAUCCCCUCCUGCCCAAGAGGAAGCGCGCGAUGGAGACCGUUUGAGGACUAAAAAAAAAAAAAAAAAAAAAAAUGAAAGCAGCCGUGCUCCGUGGACGUGCAUCAUGAGAAUACUACAACUACCAACAAGGGAGGACCUGGCAUUGACCGCUGUGUCUAAAUGAAGUGGUUCAGCCAUGCAAUGUUCCUGGAAGGCAGUGAUUCUACUGGCCUUGGCCUCCAUUGCCAUCCAGUACACGGCCAUCCGGACACUCACCUCCAAGCCUUUCCAGCUGUGCCCGCUGCCCAGCCCCCAGAACUGUGGUCUGGGGGGCCAGGAGACAGACCCUCCCUUUGAGCGGGGAGCAGCGGGCGGUGGGGGCUGCGAUGACUACCCUUACUUCUCCAUCAAUGCCACGCGCAAAACGCACAUCCUGGUCCUGGCCACCACCCGUAGCGGCUCCUCCUUCGUUGGCCAGCUGCUCAACCAGCACCAGGAGGUUUUCUACCUGUUCGAGCCUCUUUAUCACGUUCAGACGACGCUGAUUCCGCGCCUGUCGCACAGCCGCAACGCCGCAGACCGCCGCGUGAUGCUCGGCGCCAGUCGAGACCUCCUGCGCAGCCUGUACGGUUGCGAUCUCUACUUCCUGGAGAGCUACAUCAAGCCGACGCCGACGAACCACACCACAGAUAAACUGUUCCGUCGGGGGGCCAGCCGAGCGCUGUGCCAGCAACCGGUCUGCGAUGCCUUCGGCCCUGCCGACGUUAACGUGGAGGAAGGGGACUGUGUGAAGAAAUGCGCGUCGCUAAACAUGACCUUAGCGACGGAAGCGUGCCGUGAGAAGAGGCACGUGGCGAUCAAAAUCGUCCGGGUGCCAGAGAUCGGAGAUCUACGCGCCUUGGUGGAAGACCCACGGCUGAAUAUCAAAGUGAUUCAACUUGUCAGAGACCCGCGUGGUAUCCUGUCAUCACGGAUCGAGACAUUCAGGGAUACAUAUCGGCUGUGGCGUAUAUGGAGGGCCACAGGGCGGAGGCCCUACAAUCUAGACUUGAGUCAGCUCACAGUUGUCUGUGAAGACUUUCUCAGUUCUGUUUCAACUGGUCUCAGCCAUCCCUACUGGCUUAAAGGGAAGUACAUGUUGGUUCGUUACGAGGAUUUGGCGAGAAAUCCUCUUCUGAAGACAAAGGAGAUCUAUGACUACCUGGGGCUGCCUUUGGAUAAAAAUGUAGAAGACUGGAUACAUGCAAACACUCGGGGCAGCAACGAGCCCUCAGCAAAACACAAGUUUGGCACUGUGAGGGACUCGGCAGCUAACGCUGAGAGCUGGCGUUUGAAACUGUCUUAUGACAUGGUAGAAUACACACAGACUGUUUGUCAGAAAGUACUCCACCAGCUGGGAUACAAGGCUGUGAAAUCAGUAGAGGAACUGAAGAACAUGUCCCUCUCACUGGUACAGGACAAAACUUUUGUACCUUUUUUGUAACAAAGAUAGUUCUCUAAUGACUAUUUUUGAUAUAUUUAUAAUUGUUGCCUUAUAAUUUCCUUAGUUGGUUGGUUUGGUUCCUGUCAUUUUAUUUCUUCAAAUUUGCACUAAACUUUAAAUAUGUUGAAUGCACCGAGGGAAGUAUGGAUGAUUCCCCCGAUUUUGCAGAACGGCACACGUUAAACGCAAAGUAAUUGAACAAAGCUAGUUUACAAAAUGUCUCAUCUUUUAGUUUUACCAUGAGUUGAACCAAGACAAAGGCACUGUCUUCAUGAAGUUCCCGUAUGCAAGCUGUCAAACGCUGCCCUUCAGACACAUGGGAUUAGAGUUUGUUUUGUUUUUGUUUUUUAGGCCUGUGAUGGCAAGAUGGCAAAUUUGGACUGUACAAGCCCUACUGUGCAAUAAAUAGUGAAUGUCGCAGUCAACCUUUACCACUAUGGCAUUUCUAUCCAUGUGGGAAGAGAAGAGAUACUGACAGAUGCCACACUUGCAAAGGAUAAUUGCAGACAAUUAAUAGGCUCUCAAGUUGAAGGGACAGAAUCCCACUGGAGGUCACAAGUGUUUCAUCAGAAGACUUAUAACCAUCUGUGACAGACAAACAGACACUAAUGACAAGUAAUGCUGAAAUUACCGUAGCUAUUUAGAGAAUACGUCCCAUUUUCGAGAUGAUUAAAGACAUUAUAGCCUGUAUAGGUUCCUAUCCAAGUAGACACUGGAGCAUUCUGAUGAAAAACUGUAUUGGUCAGUUUUAUUUAUUACGUUAUUUAUGUUUUAAUUUGUAGAGUAAUUACUCACAGUGUGACGUUUACACCGCCUUUUCUGUCUUCAAUUAAAAAAUGUUUAUGCCAUUGAAAAUAUGACAUUAACUCAUCUGUUAAAUGCUGCAGAUUUUU
Acanthopagrus latus (yellowfin seabream) is the source of this 2656-nucleotide messenger RNA. RefSeq names its product carbohydrate sulfotransferase 1-like. Gene Ontology annotation, molecular function: keratan sulfotransferase activity; N-acetylglucosamine 6-O-sulfotransferase activity. Lineage: Eukaryota; Metazoa; Chordata; Actinopteri; Spariformes; Sparidae. Gene Ontology annotation, biological process: carbohydrate metabolic process; keratan sulfate proteoglycan metabolic process; N-acetylglucosamine metabolic process. The transcript is spliced from 2 exons. Bases 477 to 1763 code for a protein of 428 amino acids. Gene Ontology annotation, cellular component: Golgi membrane. The record is from RefSeq and is a predicted model, not a curated record.